GCGCGAUGCUGCGGUCGACGCUCCGCCUUUGGGCUGUGUCGCGACGCGUCCGCUUGGCCUCCGCCGCUUCCACCGCCUCCAUGUCGACGCUGCUGAUCAGCCAAGGCCGCUACUCGUGGCUCCAGGAGCUGGGCCUUCGCGAGGAGAACGAGGGCGUCUACAAUGGCUCCUGGGGAGGCCGAGGAGAGGUAGUGACGACAUAUUGCCCUGCAAACAAUCAGCCAAUUGCCAGAGUUCGUCAGGCUAGUAUGGAAGACUACGAAGAAACAAUAAAGAAAGCUAAAGAAGCCUGGAAAGUAUGGGCAGAGGUUCCUGCACCCAAACGAGGAGAAAUUGUGAGACAGAUUGGUGAUGCCCUGAGACAGAAAAUCAACGUUUUGGGAAAUCUGGUUUCUUUGGAGAUGGGGAAGAUUUCUGCUGAGAGUGUUGGCGAAGUCCAAGAAUAUGUGGAUGUCUGCGACUAUGCAGUUGGCCUAUCCCGGAUGAUUGGUGGACCUGUCUUGCCUUCGGAAAGGCCUGGGCAUGCCUUAAUAGAACAAUGGAAUCCUGUGGGGUUAGUAGGAAUCAUCACAGCUUUCAACUUUCCUGUAGCAGUUUAUGGCUGGAACAACGCAAUUGCAAUGGUCUGUGGCAACGUCUGCCUCUGGAAAGGUGCCCCCACAACAUCUCUCGUUAGUGUCGCCGUUACAAAAAUACUUGCCCAGGUUCUUGAGGAUAACAAACUGCCUGGUGCUAUCUGCUCUCUGGUCUGUGGUGGAGCAGAUAUUGGAAAAGCGAUGGCAAAGGAUGAAAGAGUGGAUCUCUUGUCCUUCACUGGCAGCACCAAUGUGGGCAAGCAGGUAUCGAUGGCGGUUCAGGAGAGAUUUGGACGGUCUCUGUUGGAGCUUGGUGGAAACAACGCUAUUAUCGUCUUUGAUGAUGCCGACCUUCACCUGGUCAUUCCGUCGGCCCUCUUCGCGGCUGUGGGGACAGCAGGCCAGAGAUGCACGACUGCCAGGAGGCUGUUUUUGCAUGAAAGCAUCCACGAUGAAGUGGUGGAGAAACUUGUAAAGGCGUACGCACAAGUCCGUAUUGGAGAUCCUUGGGACGCAAACACCCUCUAUGGCCCUCUGCACACCGAGCAAGCGGUGAAGUUGUAUGUUGAUGCUGUGGCACAAGCCAAACAGCAAGGCGGCUCUGUGGUCUAUGGUGGGAAGGUUAUAGAUCAUCCCGGAAACUAUGUUGAGCCAACCAUUGUGACCGGCCUUCCACAUAACGCUCCGAUUGUGCAGACGGAGACGUUUGUCCCUAUUUUGUACGUGGUGAAAUUUAAGACGGAAGAAGAAGCCUUCGCAUGGAACAACGAAGUAAAACAAGGUCUCUCCAGCAGCAUCUUUACCAAAGAUUUGGGCAGGAUAUUCCGGUGGCUUGGGCCAAAGGGAUCAGACUGCGGCAUUGUAAACGUCAAUAUUCCAACUAGUGGGGCUGAAAUUGGAGGUGCCUUUGGUGGCAAUAAGCACACUGGAGGCGGAAGGGAAUCUGGCAGCGAUUCGUGGAAGCAAUAUAUGAGACGAGCCACUUGCACCAUCAAUUACAGCAAGGAUUUGCCUUUGGCUCAAGGAAUCAAGUUUCAAUAGCAUCCUUGCAAAUGUGCUACCCUGGCUGAAUUUUGCCUUGAAGAAUCAAGUCCCUGUUGAUUUGAAAUGUUGGGCGGAACUCCCUGAAAUCAUGUGGCAUUGAGGAGACUUUGACUGCUCCAGUGUCCCCGGGGACAUACCGAGAGUACCCUCGCGGCCCCUGGCCGGUCCCAAAUCCCUUUGCCGCGAUAGCCGCAUUAAAAAUGACUUCAUUUUAUGGAACCCAAGUACUCGAAGGGUCUGGAGAGGAGGAAGGCUGAAAAAAGCUGUCUUUGUGCUGCAGUGUGAGGAGGACGGGAACAUUCUCCUGCGUCUGAUCUCUCGGUGCAUCACAACACAAA
This is a messenger RNA of Lacerta agilis (Sand lizard), 1957 nucleotides long. RefSeq names its product aldehyde dehydrogenase 7 family member A1 (gene ALDH7A1). The transcript is spliced from 18 exons. Gene Ontology annotation, molecular function: aldehyde dehydrogenase (NAD+) activity. The record is from RefSeq and is a predicted model, not a curated record. NCBI's taxonomy places the organism in Eukaryota, Metazoa, Chordata, Lepidosauria, Squamata, Lacertidae. The coding region runs from base 6 to 1616 and encodes 536 amino acids.